This is a messenger RNA of Pelecanus crispus (Dalmatian pelican), 4298 nucleotides long. The record is from RefSeq and is a predicted model, not a curated record. NCBI's taxonomy places the organism in Eukaryota, Metazoa, Chordata, Aves, Pelecaniformes, Pelecanidae.
ACAGGGCUUGUGGGGGGGGUGUCCUUCCCUCCCUGACCCUCUCUCUUUUCUCCCCAGCCUCUUUCUUCGGGGACAGCUUCGUGGAGAUGCCGCUGGCGGAUGCUUCUCACACGGUGCGGCUCCACCUGCAGCUUUACACCAGCCAGGGGAGCGGGCUGCUCUUCCUGGCCGCUGGCCAGCCCGACCACCUGCUGCUCCAGCUGCAAGCCGGCACCCUGCAGGCCAGGCUGCAGCUGGGCUCAGAAGAGGUGAUGCUGCAGUCCCCAGCAGAGCUGCAGCUCAAUAACCUAGUGGUGCAUGAUGUGGAGCUGCUGGUGGAAGAUGGCAGGAUGAUGCUGACCAUCGACGGCCUCUUCAACAGCUCCGUGGACAUCACAGGACCUGUACGGGAGCUGGACAUCCAGUACGGCCUCUAUGCUGGUGGGACAGGCAGCCUUGACCUGCCAUACCUCGCCAAGGCCAGCUCACCCUUCAGAGGUUGCCUCCACUUAGUGACAUUCAAUGGCCUGGAUGUCCUCUCCCCAUUGUCCUCUGACGGCAGCUCCAAGAUCUUCCACCAGGUCCAGGAAGGGUGCAGCACGCAGUUCUCUGCAGACCCCGAGGACCCCUUUGGGUUCCUGGGGCCACACUCCUACAUUGCGUUUCCCAUGUGGGAUGCAAGGGAGGAAGCAACCAUUGAAUUUGUGAUAACAACAAGCAUCACCCAGGCACCCCUCAUCUACCACGCAGGGCUGGAGAAUGACUUCUUCUACCUGGAGAUCUCCAAUGGGCGCCUGAGAGGGUUUGUUGAGAAGGGGAACGGCAUCAUUGUCCUGCACAACAACGUCUUCAUCAGUGAUGAGCAGCAGCACUAUGUCAAAGUCUACACGGACAUCCACAAGUUUGAGAUCCUGAUUGAUUACUACGCCUCAUCCACGUCCAACCGGGGCAUCAACAACUACCUGGACCUUCAGGGACACCUCUUCAUUGGAGGUAUGAAUGAAAAAGCUUUGCAAAGGCUGAGGGAGCACCAUCUUGCUUUCACCUCUGUGUGGACCAUGACCAACAACUCAUUUGUUGGCUGCUUGGAGGACCUGCGGAUAAACCUGCAGAGGAUGAGUCUGCAAGAUGCCGUGAUCACAUCGGGCAUCACAUCAGGCUGUGGAAAGCAGGAGCACUACUGGGACUAUGACGAGGUGUAUGAGCAGGAUGAGGCACCCACCUCCCCAUCUCCAGAUGUCUGGUCAGGAGCACCAGGCCUGGUGGUGGAACCAUGCCAGCCAGACAACAGCUUCCCACCUGCCUUCGCCAACAUCAGCAGGCUGCUGCACAUCAGCCCCAUCAUCGUCUCUGAAGGGGGCAUGGCCUAUCUGGAGUGGAAACACGCCCAGCCAACAGUAGAUUUGAGCCUUGCAAACAUCCGGCAAUCCCAAAUACUCUUUAGCAUCACCAAUGACCCUAGGCACGGCCAGCUGGAGCUGGACAUUCCUGGGUCCAGGAGCAGAAGGAAGUUCACCUUGUUGGACAUUGUGAAUCGGAAAGUCAGAUACGUCCACGAUGGCUCUGAAGGGCCCAUGGACCAGCUGAUGCUGGAGGUGACAGUGACUGCCCAGCAAGGGAUCCCAGAGUGUUUGCGGCAGGGGCAGAUGUACCUGCUGCCCAUCAUGAUCAACCCCAUCAAUGAUGCCCCACAGGUGAUCUUUCCCCAUGGGAACCACAUGACAGUCCUAAAGCACACACGGAAACACCUGACCACAGACAUCCUGCAGGUCCUAGAUGAUGACACAUCCUGUGACGACCUCGAAUUCCAACUGCGUGGUGGCCAGCAGAUGGAAGAAGGUUAUGUGGAGUACGACUUCCACCCUGGCGUGCCCAUCGAAGAGUUCUCCUGCAGCGACCUGGAAGCAGGAAACGUAGUCUAUGUGCACCAGGCUGGGACAAACUUACAGCUCACCUUGCAGGUGAGCGAUGGCACAGUCCCAAGCCCCAUUGCCACCCUGAGGAUCCUCGCCAUUGACCCUGACAUCCGCCUGCACAACAACACUGGCCUCUCCAUCUCCCAAGGAGGGGCUGCACGCAUUACCACAGCCAACCUGUCAGUGGAGACAAAUGCCGUGAAACAACGGGUCGCCAUCCUGUAUGUCCUCACAGAGCCCCUAAGGUAUGGUGAGGUCCAGAAGCAAGGGAGUGUGGGAGGGGAAUGGAAAAAAGUCGAGUCCUUCCACCAGCAAGACCUGGAGCAAGGGCGCAUCCAGUAUUUUAGCACAGACUCGGAUCACUGGCUGGAAGAUGUUGUGGAGAAGCUGAGAUUCGAAGUCCAGGUUGGGCAGAAGAUCUUGCAAAACAACACCUUUCUCAUAAGGAUUAAAAGAGCCACCAUUAAGAUGAGGACCAUGGUCCCCCUCCAGAUGAAGAACAAGCGGCACAGAAAUAUCACCAGUAAGGAGUUGGAGGCAAUGUUGGAAGAUCCAAACUCUGCCCCAGUCCCCUUCCACUACAUGAUAAUCCAGGCUCCCAAAAAGGGAAACCUGGAGCUGCUCGGCAACAGGCUGACCGAGGGUUUUGGAUUUACCCAAGAUGACCUGCAAAGAAACCACCUGAGCUACAGCUCAACCAUCAGGAACUCUCAGCAAGCAGAGGACACCUUCCAGUUUCGUGUCCAUGCUGGCGAGCAGCACUCUCCUGUCUAUACCUACACAAUCAGCAUUGGUGGGGACCCUGACGCACCAGCCCUGACCAACGUCCUCCUGACUGUGCCAGAAGGGGGGCAAGCCAUCAUCUCCAAGGACCACUUGUUUGUACAGAGCAUGAACAGCAUGGACUACCUCUAUGAAGUGAUUGAGGGGCCAGCACAUGGGAGGCUGGCCUGGGCUACAUCCCAUGGCUGGGCCUCUAGAGAGGAGAUCACAGAGUUCACCAACGAUGACAUCCUCCACCGCCGGCUGCUGUACCAGCACGAUGACUCCGAGACACUGGAGGACGACAUCCCCUUUGUAGCGAUCAGGCAGGGUGAGGGCAGCGCUGAGCCUGAUGCGGAGGAGGUGAGAGGUGUUUUCAGGGUCUCCAUCCAACCCGUCAAUGACCACACCCCAGUCCAGGUGGUGAACAAGGUCUUCAAUGUGGUGCGCAAUGGGCAGCACCUGCUGACGACAGAUGACAUCGCCUUCACUGACAAGGACUCUGGCUUCUCCGACACACAGCUAGUGCUGGCAAGGAAGGACAUUUUGUUUGGCAGCAUUGUGUCUGUUGAUGACAGAAGCCACCAGGUCUAUCGGUUCACACAGGAUGACUUGAGGAAGAAGAAGAUCCUCUUUGUCCAUUCAGGGGCUGACCGGGGCUGGAUCCAGCUACAGGUCUCAGAUGGUCUUCACCAAACCACAGCCCUCCUGGAAGUACAGGCAUCAGACCCCUACAUCAAAAUAGUCAACAACACCGGUCUAGUCAUCCACCAAGGCAGCCGAGGUAGUAUUGACUCCUCUGUCCUCAGCCUGGAGACCAACAUGGACAUCAGGUCAGAUGAAGAGAUACGGUUCCUGAUAACGACCCCCCCAAGGUGGGGGACUGUGCUGAGAGGGGAGCAGCCAGUCAUGGCCUUCUCCCAGAGGGACCUGCUAGCAGGAGAGAUCUCCUACCACCACAACGGGAGCAGGAACACCCGGGAUGAGCUCCAGUUCACUGUAGAAGCGAACGAGGUGGCGGUGGAGGACACAUUGGCCAUCAGCGUGUUCUUGGGCACCCAUCCCAGCCCCCUGCGCAUAGUCAACCACAAGGAGAUCCACGUCUUCCAGGGGGAAGCGGCUGGGAUCAAGGAGGAGUACUUACUGGUGACCCACGAAGAAAUCCCUCCCCAAGACAUAGUCUACCUGGUGAGCAGUCCCCCGGCCUCCGGCUUCCUGGCGAUGCUUCAGCAUGGCCAAGACUCAAACGAGCAGCCCAGCCUGGACCCCAUCCAGUCCUUCACCCAGGAAGACAUCAACAACGGCAGAGUCCUCUACCUCCACUCCAAGCCAGAGGAGGACCAUGACCGGUUUGUUGUGGACAUCACGGCCAGCAGUGCAGACCCGCUGGAAGGGGUGGUGGUGAGCCUGACCGUGCUCCCCAUCACCAUCCCCCUGGAUGUCCACAACAUCACAGUGCUGGGAGGUGGCUCUGUCACCCUCUCCACGGGCACCCUCAACAUCCCCAACGCCUACUUCACAGCUCUCGGCAUGGAGUUCAAGGUGCUCGAGCCCCCCCGGUUUGGCACCCUCCUGAACAGCGAGCGGCCCGAGGACGGCGGGCUGCACAGCUUCACCUGGAGUGAGGUAGAGCAGCCAAGG